Molecule: messenger RNA, 2121 nt
Organism: Frieseomelitta varia
Lineage: Eukaryota; Metazoa; Arthropoda; Insecta; Hymenoptera; Apidae
Product: tubulin gamma-2 chain
Exons: 9
Coding region: 220-1581 (453 amino acids)
Biological process (GO): mitotic cell cycle; meiotic spindle organization; microtubule nucleation
Cellular component (GO): centrosome; gamma-tubulin complex; microtubule
Molecular function (GO): GTP binding; structural constituent of cytoskeleton
Source: RefSeq, a predicted model, not a curated record
GUUAUCAUCAUUUAAAUAUACAAUUCUAUUCUUUGCAUUCAUAAAUAUUUUGUAAUAAAAGCUAAAAGGAAUCGUAUGUAUGUAUAUUAUAACAUUUGCGAGAAAUAUCUCUAUUUGUAGCAUGUGAAAUGUUGAUUAAAUUGAAGGUUUGUCGCGCGUAAAAUCAAAGUCAAAUAAUAAUAAUCUAUUUCUCUGUAAGAAUUAAAUAAUAAAUUCAGGAUGCCUUGUGAAAUGAUAACUUUGCAACUUGGCCAAUGCGGUAAUCAAAUUGGAUUUGAAUUUUGGAAAAAAUUGUGUGCAGAGCAUGGUAUUAGCCCAGAAGGUAUCUUAGAAGAUUAUGCAACAGAAGGGACAGAUAGAAAAGAUGUAUUUUUUUAUCAAUCAGAUGAUGAACAUUAUAUACCAAGAGCAGUAUUAUUAGAUUUAGAACCUAGAGUAAUUCAUACAAUUAUGAAUUCUCCAUAUUCAAAGUUAUAUAAUCCAGAGAACAUUUAUUUAUCAAAACAUGGAGGUGGUGCUGGUAAUAAUUGGGCAUCUGGCUAUCAUCAAGGAGAGAAACUUCAAGAAGAAAUAUUUGAUAUUUUAGACAGAGAAGCAGAUGGAAGUGAUAGUUUGGAAGGAUUUGUUUUGUGUCAUUCUAUCGCAGGUGGUACAGGUUCAGGUAUGGGUUCAUUCAUGCUUGAAUCUCUUGCAGAUAGGUUUCCAAAAAAGUUAAUUGAAACAUAUAGUGUUUUCCCAAAUCAAGACGAAAUAAGUGAUGUAGUGGUACAACCAUAUAAUUCAUUAUUGACUUUAAAAAGAUUGACACAGUGUGCUGAUUGUGUUGUUGUUUUAGAUAACACAGCACUUAAUAGAAUAGCGUCAGAUCGACUUCAUAUUCAAAAUCCUAGUUUUACACAAAUUAAUAAACUUGUUUCUACAAUUAUGUCUGUUAGCACCACCACUCUUCGGUAUCCUUCUUAUAUGAACAAUGACUUAGUUGGUUUAAUUGCACCAUUAAUUCCAACACCACGAUUACAUUUUCUUAUGACUGGUUAUACUCCACUUACUACAGAUCAAGAAGGAGCUUCUGUAAGAAAAACUUCUGUAUUAGAUGUGAUGAGACGUUUAUUACAACCGAAAAAUAUGAUGGUUUCUACAGCUUUAGAUAGAAAUGCAUCUCACUGUUAUAUAUCUAUCUUAAACAUCAUUCAAGGUGAAGUAGAUCCAACGCAAGUUCAUAAAUCUUUGCAAAGAAUUAGAGAAAGGAAACUUGCACAAUUUAUACCUUGGGGACCUGCUAGUAUACAAGUAGCCCUUUCAAGAAAAUCACCGUAUAUUCAAAGUACACACAGAGUAUCUGGCUUAAUGUUAGCCAAUCAUACUAACAUAUCAUCAUUAUUUGACCGUGCCUUACAACAGUAUGAUAAAUUACGAAAACGAGAAGCAUUUUUAGAACAAUUCCGUAAAGAAAAAAUGUUUGAAGACAAUUUGGAUGAAUUAGAUAAUUCUAGAGAAGUCGUCGAAUAUUUGGUAAAAGAAUAUCAGGCAGCCACACGAGUCGAUUAUUUAUCUUGGAAUCCCAGCAAAUUAGAAACAUAAAGUAUUCAACGAUUUUAAUAAAAUUAAUAUCAUGCAUAUAAAUAAGAACUCAAGAUCUGAGUGUUACUUGUUGUUUCACGCUUUACUUUAUUACCACUAUAGUAUUAUAAAUACUAUUUUGAAUUGUUCUACGAAAAUUAAAUUUUAAUAUUAUAUAGUAAACAUCAAUUUUAGUAUACUAUAAGUACAGUCGUUUUCAAUCUUUGGACUUUAAGUUUAUUUCCAUUUUUCGUACAUGAAAUGGAGGUAAUGUAGCAAUUGUAAUGAAUCCUGUAUGACCAGGUAAAGAACGAGCAUGCAUUGCAGUAAGCAGUUUUACUUCUUGUUUUUCAUUUUCACUUUCUUGUGCCAUAUCUUUGUCUACAUUCUAAAAUAUAGUUAACAAAAACUCAUAUUAGUAUUUUCAAAAAUGAUAUUUAAUAUCAUAUUUUAAACAUAAACUAAGCACGUGUCAUUUCAGUUAUGGUAUUUUGUAUGAUAUUAUUGUUUGUAACAAUUGAGCGAAAUAAUACUUAAUAAAAAAAUUUUCAUUUUGCAAUA